Molecule: messenger RNA, 318 nt
Organism: Cucurbita maxima (winter squash)
Lineage: Eukaryota; Viridiplantae; Streptophyta; Magnoliopsida; Cucurbitales; Cucurbitaceae
Product: DAR GTPase 2, mitochondrial-like
Exons: 3
Coding region: 1-237 (78 amino acids)
Cellular component (GO): mitochondrion
Molecular function (GO): GTPase activity
Source: RefSeq, a predicted model, not a curated record
AUGGCGGCCGCCUCUUGUGCUGUCGUCGAACGAAUUCCACUGGUCGAUUUUGUUAUCGAGGUUAGAGAUGCUAUGAUUCCGAUGUCAUCUGAAUAUGAAAUCAUGAAAAAUUAUCCACCAUCAACGAAACGAAUCAUUAUAUUGAACAAGACGGACCUAGCGGAUCGGUCACAGACAGAGGACUGGACAAGAUAUUUUGAAGACCAUGCAUCUCUUAUGGCGUUAGGUGAAUAUUAGGGAGGUAAAGAGCUAAGAUGUAAUCUUUUUGUGUUCAUUUUUAAUUGCUAUCUUGUUUGAGCAACAUAUUUUCCUCUUACU